Cordyceps fumosorosea ARSEF 2679 is the source of this 1611-nucleotide messenger RNA. Its product is annotated as Amidohydrolase 3. The record is from RefSeq and is a predicted model, not a curated record. The coding region runs from base 1 to 1611 and encodes 536 amino acids. Gene Ontology annotation, molecular function: hydrolase activity, acting on carbon-nitrogen (but not peptide) bonds. Lineage: Eukaryota; Fungi; Ascomycota; Sordariomycetes; Hypocreales; Cordycipitaceae. The transcript has 3 exons.
AUGAAUCAAUCACCUCAUCCUGAAGCGUUGGAAAAUGCUACUGCAUACAUCAACGGACGCAUUUAUACCGUCAAUGACGCCCAACCAUGGGCGGAGGCCUUCAUCGUUUCGGAAGCUGGCUUCUUCACUGCCGUCGGCACAACGGAGACGAUUCUGAGCCAGGCCCGCCAGAACAAGAUGGUUGUCUAUGACUUGAAGAAUCAGUUCAUCAUGCCGGGCAUCCAUGACGCUCACGCGCAUCUCCUGAUGGCUGGUCUGAUGCAGCUUAGCAUUGUGAACCUUCGAAACGGGGAAGAUCUCGUGACGAGCUCGGAAGCCGUCAAGAGAUUGAAGGGCAGUUCUUGCAACUGUAGCUAUGCACAUGCUUUCCACGAUUGGCUUCUCGGGGAUACCUUUGGCAUAGAAAACUACGACCGCUCCUCCAUCGACGAAGCGUUUCCAGACACGCCGGUGGUCAUCCAAGCGGGCGCCGGACACAGCCUGCUCCUCAACACGGCCGCGCUCACGCAGUCCGGCUACGACGUGGACAACGAGCCCCCCGCCAAGGGCUCCUUCUUCGCGCGCCGCGGCGACGGCAGCCUCACCGGCGAGGUGGGCGAGCUCGCCAUGACCAAGGCGAUGCUGGCCUGCCCCAAGCCUAGCCUGGCGCACGUCAAGCGCGCGCUGCGGCACGCCGCGCGGCGGCUGCACAGGGCCGGCGUCACGUCCUGCCAGGAGGCUGCGUCCAACACGCUCAUGGUGGAGGCGUUUCGGCAGCUGGAUGGGAAGAACGACCUCAAGCUGGACGUGUACACGCACAUCGUCUACGCGCCGGAGUACAUUGCGCAGGAGCCCGCGGAGACGCUGCACCGGCUGCUGGACAAGGCGGCGACGCUGAAGUCGGAGCACGUGAAUACGAGGUUUGUCAAGAUGAUGCUGGACGGCGUCCCGCUGGCGCCGUUCUUCAGCCAGGCGGACCUCGGGGAGAACGGCGGGGUGGAUCCGGAGGACAUUUACGUCGAGGACCUGGAGGAUGUGGUCUCCAAGUACGACAGGAUGGGCAUGACGAUCAAGAUGCACUGCACCGGGCAGGGUUCCACGAGGACGGCGCUGAAUGCCAUCGAAGCGGCGCGGAAGAAGAACCCCAACGGGCCCAGGCACGAGAUUGCCCACUGUUCGGGUGUGCACGACGACGACUACCCCAGAUUCGUCCAACUCAACGCCACCGCCGAAAUGUCCCCCGCCGCGCUCUUCAACCAUACCUUUACCGGCGAGGAGGCCACGCUCAACGCCUGGGACUUUGCCAAGAUGGCCCGCCACGGGGCGCACAUGACCAUCGGCUCCGACUGGGGCGUCCCGGAGGACCCGGACCUGCUGUGGACCGUGGAGAAGCUCGUCGGCGCGGUCGGCGGCGGCGACCGGAGCCGCGGGGCGAAGUUGCUGCUCCGCAUGCUCACCCUCUCCGGGGCCGAGGCGGUGGGCAGCGGGGAAGGGACGGGCAGCAUCGCGGUGGGGAAGCGGGCCAAUUUUAUCGAGCUGGAUCGCGACUUGACGGCGGGCGAGGAGGGCGCUUUUCGUGAGGUCAAGGUGCGCAGGACCUGGUUUGAGGGGGAGUUGGUGUUUGAGGAAUGA